Thyridium curvatum is the source of this 1986-nucleotide messenger RNA. RefSeq lists its product as uncharacterized. Bases 1 to 1986 code for a protein of 661 amino acids. NCBI's taxonomy places the organism in Eukaryota, Fungi, Ascomycota, Sordariomycetes, Thyridiales, Thyridiaceae. The record is from RefSeq and is a predicted model, not a curated record. The transcript has a single exon. Gene Ontology annotation, molecular function: RNA polymerase II-specific DNA-binding transcription factor binding. Gene Ontology annotation, cellular component: nucleus. Gene Ontology annotation, biological process: regulation of transcription by RNA polymerase II.
AUGGCUCGAGCACUCGCGAGGAAUGCCCCGAACUCUCCUCCAUAUUUCGACUUUGGAGAUAUGCAGGAGAGUAUCAGCUUCUCGUGGCAAAAGAAUACUCUGGAAGGCAGUCUCAUUGACGCGAUCUGGUCUGAGGACAUUGACAAGUGUCGCGAGCUACUCGACGCCAAUCCUGUGCUUGUCAACCGUAUGCUCCGUCAUUAUGCCAUGGAGAUUAAAAAUACCAUCCCCGGCAUCGACUUAGAAAGUUUUGACCCGGAGAAAGAUGUUCCGCUCACUCUAGUCUUGAAAUUACCGCGGUACAAGGAGCCGGACCGUGAUAAGCGGUAUCUAUCCGGUAGCUGCCUCGCAUUGGCGAAGAUGCUGGUAGAUCGUGGCGCGAGCUUUGACAAAGCUGACCGGCGACUUCAUCUCGACCCGCAUAUGGUUCUGGUGGGUGCAUGCAGAGACUACGACAACCCUGAAGCUCUGCAGCUCCUUGUACGAGCAGGAGCAGACGUUGAUUGUCGCGACCUUGAUGAUGAUCAAUUAUAUACCUUGCUGCAGCUGGCGGCCGAUCGCGGUGCUGACAAGACAGUCAAAUUCUUACUGGACAAUGGUUGGUCGACGGACGAAACUGGGGAGUCUGACACUCUCCUUCACAAAGCGGCCCGUAGAGGUCGACUGCAGGUUGUCAAACUUCUACUGGAUCGCGGCGCCAAAUCCGACUUGGAAGCAGCUACAGAAGGCCAACUCGUAGAUGGAACCCCUCUUGAGGUGGCAUGUGGAGGCUGGAGAUUCGAUGAGGCGAAACGCCAGAUUUUCGUGCCACGUGAAGAGUUGGGGGAUGUGAUCAAGCUCCUGAUAGGCGCUGGCGCCAAAGUAACAAAGACUGCGGUCGAGCGAGCUGCUAUGAGCGGGCUCGGCGCCGACGUCCUCCAGCUACUCGUCCAGCACGGCGGAGAUAUCCAACAACUUACUUCGUUCCGUACGGAACAGGCCAACGACCACUACCUUGGAGGCGACGAUGUUACACUCAUUCAUCUCGCCGCGCUCAAGGACCCGCAGCCUCUCAGCAUCGAAGCUCUUUUGGAAAUGGGGUCCAACGUCGACGCUCGUGACAGCCAUGGCCGCCAACCCUUACACUGGGCCACACUGCGCCAGGUUUUCCAUCCUAAAAAAGAAAAUGGUUAUUUGAAAGAAGAUGUUUCGACCUGGGCAAGCCCCAAGCUGGACAGCAUGAGAGAAGCAGUCAAAGUGCUGUUGCAGCACAAGGCCGACCCAGACUGCCAGGACGCAUUCGGUCGGACGCCACUGCAUUACGCAGCACUGGCAAAAGCGCCCGCUGAACUCCUGGAACCGCUCCUUCGACACGGCGCUCGCCUGACAACGGCCGACCUGGACGGCCGCACGCCUCUCCACCUUCUCGCCCAGCCGAUCUUCGUGAGACCACGUCCUGAAGAGGGCGAGAGACAAGACACAGAGCUAUUAUUCACCUUGCUAGAGCAGUUCGAAUACAACAUAGACCAGAAAGACAAGACGGGCGAUACCCCGCUACACGUUGCCGCCGCCGGCGCCACCUGCUGGGCGGUGUCGCUGUUUCUCCGCCUCGGCGCGGAUCCCAACGUCAAGGGCACGCGCGGGUGGACGGCGCUGCACCGCGCAUCUGUGCCGCCGCCGCCGCAACAUGACGAGCCGUUUGACUACGGUCCCAGGGCCCAGCAACAGCAGACAGAGGGCGACAAGAUGGCUGCGAGGAUGAAGGCUCUGCUGCUCGGCGCUGGCGCGGAUCAAAAGGCGCGGGAUAACGGGGGCCUAACUGCGGCUGACAUCGAAGUCAAAGUGGCAGAGAGGUUGCGCAAGAAGGCAGAGGAGGCUGAAAGAGCUUACGAGGAAGAUAUGGAGCAGAGUAGAAGAACUGACAGGGAAGUUGCAAAGAUACUCAAGUCAUGGCGGCGGGAGACGCGGUGGGAGAGAGAGAGGUAUAGCGGGGAUAUCUACUAUUAG